Molecule: messenger RNA, 825 nt
Organism: Sclerotinia sclerotiorum 1980 UF-70
Lineage: Eukaryota; Fungi; Ascomycota; Leotiomycetes; Helotiales; Sclerotiniaceae
Exons: 3
Coding region: 1-825 (274 amino acids)
Source: RefSeq, a predicted model, not a curated record
AUGCGGCAAAAAGAAAAUCCGCCCAAAGAACAUUUCAUUUUGAAACCUCAAACGACGAAAGACUUGUUGCCUUCGUCAACUCGCUCACUACUCACGAGAAAGGAUAAUGUCGCCGCUAAAACUGGUCGUACAAACGGCCGAACGUCUCGCAAUCCUUCCCAGCCGAACCUUACAUCCAAUACCCACGAAAAAAUUAGGCGAGCUCCUCGAACUCCUCUUCCCUCGGAACCCACACCUCAAAAUUACAAAUGGCUUGUCCGCCGACUCUAUCAUAAUCGUCCUAUGUCCCACCACAGUGGCGCUUUUAGGGAAAGAGCUGCGAGACACAGAAAGGGGAAUGUGGAGGAUGAGUGGGAUUGGGGGACCAGAUGGGCAGGGCCUGAGUUCCGUGGCCGACUUGGAAGAGCACAAAGACCGCGAGAAUUAUCUUCGAUGGAAGGAAUCUAUAAGAUGUCGGGUCAAAGGAACCUAAGAAAAGCGGCUCUUUACGCCGACGGACGCAGGGCAUAUAAGUCUUCUAGCUACAUUCGUACGAUGGAUCGAUAUUUCAAUCAAUUGAAAGAGAGCGGUGGAGCGGAUUUUUUGAAGGGAGCUAAGCAUUGUUUAAGUGCAAAGCCUUGGUAUAUGCGGUAUUAUCACGAUCAUGAAGUGGCUCCCGGUGCAGAAUUAACUGGAGCCAGUAGUGGUGUCAGAAGAAAACGUCCAGGCGUCAAAUAUGACCCCAAUGGGGUGAGGAGCUCGUUGAGGAUGGUGACGAAUGUUCGUGGUAAUGUUAAAGAAUAUGUGCACGCCACUGAGACGGAUCUAGCGACUUCAAUCCAAUAG